AUGAGAAAUUUAAUUGAGAGAAUUAUAAAAAAAAUGGAAAUUCGAAGUAUCUUCAAAAUUUACAAAGCACCAUCGAAAAGUAUCGAUGAUGUUUUACGGCCAAUCUAUAUUCUAAGCAAUAUCUUUGGAUUGCGUGUUUUUGUAUUUCCCCGAGGUCAAUCAAGACCAAUACUUAGUUUCCUUUAUUCUAUGUCACUUUGUUGUCUGUAUUCUGCCGGUCGGUUUCAUUAUGUAGGAUGGAUUAACAAAACUAAUAUGUAUAAAUUAGACGGAACUAUAUUUUAUGUUGUAAUUAUUAUUAAUCAAAUUGUGAUAUUUGUGAUACUUAUGAUGCGAUUAUAUCAGAACGAGGCAAUGAAAUUAUGUACAAAACGGAUAAAUGAGGUCGACAAAACUCUUCAAGCAUUAAACUCAUCUGCAUUAUUCAAUUGCAUUUACAAAACAACGAUUAAGGAAAUAGUAUUCACUAUUAUUUAUUUAUUUCUCUCCUUAUUAAUAAUUAUCUUCGGUAUGGUUAUAAUAGAUCAAUUUAAUUAUAAAUCGGACGUAAUAGUUUACUUCCUCUUACAUAUAUACUCUUUCAUGGUCGAAUUUUUACUGGUCUUCGAAUUCCUUACCUUUGUAAGAUGCAUCAAAUCGGAAUUUCAACGAGCGAACGAACUUCUUGGCGAUGUCAGUGUGCUACCUGUUUCUUCUAUUGCUUCUGAAUUAGUUGAACAUAAGGAAAAUGAUGGUUCUUUUUCUUUAGAACGAACUCUUCCUGUAAAUUCGAGAAAAUUAUUUAUCGUUGCACCGUCAUUAAGACAAACGCAGUCACAAUUACAAAUUGCAAGUCAUAAAAUAAAUAGAAGUAGAAUUUUGUUACGAACUAUCAGACAAAUUCAUCUGGAAUUAUACAAAGUAUCCAAAAAUCUUAGUAAUAUGUACGGUAUACAGAUAUCCCUAGAAAUUGGGAUAUGUGUUUUUCUAAGUACGUACAUGUUAUACUACUUUUAUGUGGAAUCCAAAAAAGAAACAUAUAAUAUUCAAAAAGUGAUUUUCCCAUUUAUGAUAAUGGUUUGGUGUUGUUUCCAAUAUGGGAUGAAGAUUUUUAUCGUCAAUUACAUAUGUAACAAAACAACGAAAGAGGCUGAACAUACUAAUGAAAUUAUUCACACAUUUUAUGGUAACAGUACGGACAUCGAGAUACAAAAAGAGGUAGAAAUAUUUUCUUUGCAAAUGAUGCAAUGUCGUAAUGUAUAUUCCGCAUUUGGUUUAUAUAAUCUUAAUUGCAAACACAUUUGUUCGGUUAGUACAACUAUUUACGAUAAUUGGAUUUGUAUCGGAAUUAUAACGACAUACUUGGUUAUAAUGAUACAAGUAACCGAUGAAAUAAAAGAAGGAUCAUAA
Molecule: messenger RNA, 1389 nt
Organism: Vespa velutina
Lineage: Eukaryota; Metazoa; Arthropoda; Insecta; Hymenoptera; Vespidae
Product: putative gustatory receptor 28b
Exons: 7
Coding region: 1-1389 (462 amino acids)
Biological process (GO): sensory perception of taste
Cellular component (GO): membrane; axon; neuronal cell body
Source: RefSeq, a predicted model, not a curated record